UUUGUUGAUUAUUUAAGAAUUCAUGUGCUAAAUUGUUGUAGUGCAAAUAUGGCCGAUAAAAGCGCAAACACACAAGACCCAGCAAACAAACCUGGCGACGGCAUACGUUCCAUUCGCAGCACAGGAGUUUUUAGACUGAUUAACUUUGAGCUUUAUACAAAACCGAAUAAAGUCAUUAUGGGCCUGGGGCUGACAGCAAUAGCAGGCGUUUUUGGUUAUAUAGCUUAUAUGCGCCACAAGUACGAGAAGCUUGGCUAUUAUGUGGCCGUUAAGGACGAUGGCAAAUACGAGUUUACCAAAAAGAAAUCCAAUUGGGAAACAUAGGAGCGUAUUGCUGGGCAUGUUGGAACCGACUGUUGGUGCGCGUGGGUGUUAGUUUGUUCUCUUACAUAAAUUCUUUGUUAUUUAGUUGCACAAA
Molecule: messenger RNA, 418 nt
Organism: Drosophila busckii
Lineage: Eukaryota; Metazoa; Arthropoda; Insecta; Diptera; Drosophilidae
Product: small integral membrane protein 8
Exons: 2
Coding region: 49-324 (91 amino acids)
Source: RefSeq, a predicted model, not a curated record